GGCAGGCGUGGUUCCGUAGUGACUCUCCCUCCGGAUUGCUCGGCGUGCCGCCGUCAACCCUGGCAGCUGAGGCUGACGUUGCACGCUCGGCCCGGGCGCCUCCGAGUCCGGCUGCUGCGGAGCCCGCAGCGUGGCAGCCGGCUGUAAAUGCGGACGACCUCUUAGAUGCACCACAGCCCACACCAAGUGUGAAUAAUCCCAGACCCGGGCUAGAAAGCAGGCAAGGGCUCCCCUCUCACUCAGGGUUUGUGGACACAGGCUUGUGCAUUAGCAUCCCUAGAUGCGCCUUCGGAACCAUCUUUCCUGACACGUGGGUGUGCCGCCAAUAAAAAGAUCUCUGUACGUUUUUGCGGAACGGCUUUUGUGGCUUUCAAGAUGACUUUCUUUCAGGCCACGUGUUUUUAUAAAUCGCUGGUUGCUGAUGACACGAAAGGAACACCAAGCAACAUACUAGUUCACGAAUCCUCAAUUUUGUGAGGAGCAAUGAACCUUUACAAGCAAAGUGUCCAAGCAAGUAGCCACUACAAAAUGUAGAGACUGGUCCCGUGUAUUUAUCAUCAUCCAAACUGAUAUAAAAGUGAGUAGAACAUUUCCCCUCCCUGAGCCCUGAAGCAAGUGUGUCACCUGGAGAUAAGCAUUGGGAUAGUGUACAGGCCAAGUCCCCACUCUGAGAAAGAGGCCUUAGUCAUUGCUCAAGAGGAGUGACACGUUGUGUCCAAACUUGAGAAGAACACAUCCAGUGUUUUCCUUCUUCUUCCCUUCCCUCUCCUCUUCUCACACUCCUUCUCUCCUCACUAAAGAGCAUGGACCCUGGAAUCUCUGAACAAGAUGAUGAGAAGAAGAAGCACACUUCUGUCUGUGUUGGCAGAGAGGAUGACAUCAGAAAGUUAGAAAGAAUGACUGCUGUUGUCCAUGACAGAGAAGUGGUCAUUUUCUACCACAAAGGGGAGUAUCAUGCUAUGGACAUUCGCUGCUACCAUGCUGGAGGACCCUUACACUUGGGAGAAAUUGAGGAUUUCAAUGGACAGUCAUGUAUAGUUUGCCCCUGGCAUAAAUACAAAAUCACUUUGGCAACAGGAGAAGGAUUAUACCAGUCUAUAAACCCCAAAGACCCAUCAGCAAGACCCCAGUGGUGCUCCAAAGGAGUAAAGCAAAGGAUUCACACUGUGACGGUGGAUAAUGGCAAUAUUUAUGUGACACUUUCUGAGGAACCUUUUAAAUGUGACUCUGAUUUUUAUGCCACUGGAGAAUUCAAAGUAAUUCAGAGUUCUUCCUGAUAAAAAUAUAUGGCAGCAAAAAAAUGUGUGUAUGUUUGAAAAUAUUUUAUAAUAAUUUUGUUUCAAUACCAAAGAUGAAUUUUUUCUAUCAUAGACACAAAUAACUUUAAAAGUCACAGGUUUUGUCACGGGUUCAGAGCUCUUACUAUUCUUCCAGAGGACCUGAGUUUGGUUCCACAUACUCACACCAAGUAGCUCACACUCACCCAUGACUCCUGCUCCAGGGAAUCUGAUGCCCUCUUCUGGCCUCUGUGGGUACCUGCACACACAUGUCAUAUACACAUAGACAAAAUAAAAGCAAACAUAUUUUAAAGUCUUAGAUUUGGGAGGUUUAAAAACACAUUUACUUUAGUGUGAUUUCAGGGCCACCAACAAGGUAGACAGAUACUGAUUGGAAUCUGUACAUUAGACUUUCAAGAUGGUCAGUUUAAGAAGGAUGUGCAUAAUCCAUACCAGAUGAAACAAAUGUAACAGGAGAAAUUUAAGAGGGAAAAGAUCCCUUUUAAAAUGCAGCAAUUUUCAUUUGGGAAAGUUUUCAUACAUUCAAAGCUAACAGUUAACAGAAAGCCCCUCCAUCACUCCAACAGUUCCCAGCAUUCUUUUGUUGUUCUUACAUCACUCUGUCCAUAGAUGACCUACCUCCUGUGUUUAAUUAUGGUGUUUACAGUUUUAAAGGUAAAAUUUAAAUACACUGAGAUCCUCAAAUUUUAGUUAUAUACUUUUGCUUACAAAUAUGUAGCAGAUGUUUAUAUGUUAAAAUUGCCUCCAAUGACUGGGCAUUGGGGUGCAUGCCUUUAAUCCCAGCACUCGGGAGGUAGAGGCAGACAGAUCUCUGUGAGUUCGAGGCCAGCCUGGUCUCCAGAGCGAGUGCCAGGAUAGGCUCCAAAGCUACACAGAGAAACCUGUCUCGAAAAACAAAACAAAACAAAAUUGCCUCCAAUGAGGCCAAUGUAUAUAUUGAACUUAAAAAUGAGAAACUUAAAGCUAGGUGCACACCUCUAAUCCCAGCAUUGGAGGCAGAGGCAGGCAGAUCUCUGUGAGUUUGAGGCCAGCCUGGUCUACACAGUGAGCUCCAGGCAGCCAAUGCUACACAGUGAGACCCUACCAAGAGAGGAAGGGUGCUAGAUGUGGAAACCAAAUUAAAACCUGGUUUGACUUGUCUCUUAUCUGGGUUAGUUCCCAAAGUUAAAAAAAAGCCACACACAGUGACGCCCUAGCCAAGACAGAAGCAAAGUCUUCUAUUUAAUGAACUAAAGUAUUUUGUCUACAUGCAACUUGCAAAUAAAAGAAUUUUAGAGAACAUUGUAUAUGUGCAGUUUCCCAUAAAUGUGUAAUGUUUUGUUCCUCAGUGUUUACAAGCAGGUUGAUGGUCACUUGGUUUACCCUGGUUUUACUAUGUCAGUAAUUUGUGGCCAUUGCUGUUCUGACUUCCUGGGACCCAUAUCAUACUUGUUAUUCAGGAUUUAGAGAAACACUCUGGGUAUCUGUUAUGCAAAACUUAGUGCUCAGUAAAAUGUAGGUGUAAAUGGAGCCAGAAAAGAUGUGUAGGUUAUGAAUUUAUGGUGAAGACUGUUACAAAUAAAGCUAAGUCUCAAAGCAUAGUAAUUUUCAUGAUGUGGGGUGAAUUAAAUGUCUAAACCUAGUACUUAACAUUCAACUUUACCUGGGCUCUUUUACUUGGUUGUUGUAAAAAUGAGUGAGGAGCUGGAGAGAUGGCUCAGUGGUUAACAGCACAUGCUGCUCUUACAGAGGGGACUGAAGUUCAAUUCCCAGCACCCACAGUAGUGACUCACAAGUGCUUGGAAUUGCUGUAUGUUAGUAUAUUUCCUUUUCUUUGGGGAUGUAGGUUACAUGACAGAAAAGAUUCUUAUUCAUUUGGGUUGAACUUUCUUAACAAUGUUACUUACUGGGUUCAGAAAAUGUGCUAUCUCUGAGGGGAGUUCAUACCAUCCUAUUAUUUCUUGAAUGGCGGGCAACAAAAUCUUAUGUGUUAAAAUAUAAAGUGCUUGAAAGAAACUAAAGUUAUUCCUUUAGGCAAAAACUAGGACUUUGGUUUCUUGCGCCAAGUAUAGCAGCAUUUCUAUCAGGAACCAAUAGCAGUAAUGAGUAAUAUGGAUUCUUGUUCUAAAUUUGUGUCUUUAAAUUUGUAAAUAAAUGUGAUCACUUUGUCAGGUUCAGUGGUGUGAGCAUAUAGUCCUUGCAUCUCAGGUAUUCAGAGCUAGAAUAGGGAUAUGGCCAAACUCCAUUAUUAAAUAACAACCUCACCUUACCACAUCCUGUUUCAUCAGAUUUGCAACUAGCAUUUUGUUAUAUAAAUUUAACUGAAUUUCAAGUCCUUCAUAACUUCACAAGUGAGUUAUAAAAUCAUUAUGUAGACUUGGCUUACUACCUGCAAGUAGAAAGAUACAUACUUUUCACUACCUCUGAACGUGUAGCAUUUUUUAAGUUUUUGUCUGCCUGUAUGUAUGUGCACCACACUUCCUCUGGGGCCUGAAGAAACCAGAAGAGGACAUUAGUUCCCCAUGGACUUCAUUUACAAACAGUUGUGAGUUGCCAUGUGGGUGCUAAGAACCAAAUCUGGGCUCUCCGUGAGAGCAGCAAGUGCUCUUAACUGCCAAGCCAUCUUUCCAGCCUCAAAAUGUGUAGCCUUUAGUUAUAAAUGCAUAGCCUUUAGUUAUAAAUGCAUAGCCUUUGGUUAUAAAUGCAUAGCCUUUAGUUAUAAAUGUAUAGCCUCUAGUUAUGAAUGUUUAGCCUUUAGUUAUGAAAUUUUCCUUUCCAGAUAAGCAUUCACAACUAUUCUUAAUUAAAAAUACAAAUGAAUUAUUAUUAAUAAUUCAUCACAUCAAUAUUAUAAAUAGUGUAAACUCUAACAACAAAAUAUGAGUUCUCUUAUUCACUAAAAAUAUUGCAUAGUAAGGGCAGGGAAGAUGGCUCAGUGGUUAAGAGUAUGUUGUGUUCUUCCAGAGGACCUCUGUUUGUUUCCCAGCAUCCAUCUCAGGUGGCUACUGGGGUUUGAUACUUUCUUCUGGCCUAUGUAGGUAGGCACCAGCACACACACAUAUGAAAAACAAAUAUACUGGGUCAUCAUAUAUAUAUUGUACAUCAAGAUUCGUUUUAUUCUCUAUGCCAUAUAAGUACAAGAGAAUGAUGUCAUAGUUUUCCCUGUUCUACCUGCUUUUAAAAGAGCAUUUAGCAUAUGUAAACUGGUCUUCUGGUUUUGUCUGAUGAAAUGUACCUAUGGCUGGAUGACUACUGAGCUCUCUAAAGUGGUCUUUUGUGUCUGAAUUUCUCAUUGAUUCACUUCAGCUGACUGGUCAAACACAGAGUGUAAAACUUGGAUCUUGUUGCUCUGCUUAUUGGCAGGAGGCUUGGGGUGUUCUGAAAGGUUGUCUGGCUUCUCUGGCAAUGACCUGUAAGGUUUUGCUUUGAUUUCACCUUCAGAAAACAUGGGCUCUGGAAGCACAGGUUCAGAAAAGGCUUUCCUAAAAUUCUCACUCUCUCUGUUUUGCCUUAUGGAUUCUUCUUCUUGAAAAAUGUUCUUUAUCUUCGCCAGCACAGCAUUAACACAGACUGCCUGUAUCAAUUAAAAAAAAAUGUUAAAAAGUAAUGUUUCUUUUUAAGGUACUAAUAACCACAGACAAAAAGUCAGUAAUGUGUUGCCCUUCUAUUGAGGAAACCCUGACACAUGACAAGCGAUAGAUUGUUUCCUUAUCCUAAAUAUGGAAAAGUUUUUAAACAAAACACACAUGGAAAUAACCUCAGCAGUGAGAAAUAAACACGUUUGUUCAUUCAGCUUAUUCUGCAUUACUAAUGAGCCAAGUAGCGAAGGACAGCAGCAUAUUCCACUAAGCUAAAGGGAAGUAGUUUAUCUUAGAAGAACUGCCUGAAGAUGAGGUGAUGGACAGCAAAUACUCUGUUUUCUUUCUCUCCUUUGGAUUUCAAAGCACUUUGAAUUUCUAAUAGAAUAUUUCUUACAAUAGCAUGUUAAUUUAUUUCAUUGUGCUAUUUCCACUUAUGUAUAUAUUGCAUCUUAAUCUUAUCCCCCCUUCCUUCACCCUCGCACUCGGGCCUCACCCUUCUCUUUAGAUCUUUUCAAAAAUCAUUCUAGUUCCACACAAUGAGACAAAACAUGCUAUACUUUUCUUUCUGUGUCUUUUGUAUUUUGCUUAACAGGAUAACCUCAAGUUCCAUUCUUUUAACUUUCUCCAAAUGAUAUAAUUUCAUCUCAAAGGUUUCUUCUCCACUGAAACAGAUGAUCAUGCAGUUUUUGUCUUCUGUUUAUAUAUUGUACUAAAUGUAUUGGUUUACAAAUACAGAACCAUCCUAGCAUCCCCAAAAUGAAACUAACUUAAUCACGUUGGAUGAUGUUUUUAAUAUAUAUUUCUGAGUGCAGUUUGCAAGUAUCAUAUUAAGGAUUUUUGCAUCUAAUUAACUUCAGAGAUAAUCAAGGGUUAUCAAAGAUUAUAUUGGCCUAUAGUCUUCUGUUCCCUUCAUUUUCUUCCUUUCUCAUUUUUUAUUUGUAAAGCUUGCAUUAACAGAUCAAAUAUGUGUCAAUUAAAAGUAUGUGUAUUUUGCUACUGUUGUAUGUACUGUUGUAUAGAUAUUUGUUAAAUCCACUGAUCUCUAGGGUAUUUAACUCUAAGGUUUCUUUGUUGAUAUUUGCUGAUAAUAAUUUUUCAUAUGACAUCAUUCUCUUGUACUUAUAUGGCAUAAUAUUGAUGAGAGUAGGGAUUCUGAAGCCACCCACUAUUGUAUUGUAGUCUUAUCUCUUCUUGUAUAUUGUGUAGUAUUUGUUUAAUAAGAUUGAAUGAUCCAAUUUUCAAUGCAUACAUAUCAUUAUGUCUCCACAGUGGAUUGUUUCAGUUAUAGCUCAGUUGUGAAAGGUUCCUCACAGGCUUGGAACCCAGGUGAUGGACCUAUUUUGGGGUGUGCUGUUAAUGUUAGUUCGUGUGCACUACCUAUGGUAAAUAUUUCAUUGGAGGUAUAUUCUAGGGGCUUUAUUUUUCCCUGUGCCCAUCUCCUCCCCCAGCUUCUAUGUCAUUAAGUGAUUUUGUUUUGAAAAUAUAUUCCAGAAUAUUCUUGUUUGAUUUCAUAUACGCAAAUUUCAUUCAUUGCUCUGACUUGUCUUUUCAUGUUGAUAAAGUACAAUUUCUUAAUUCUCA
Molecule: messenger RNA, 6439 nt
Organism: Cricetulus griseus (Chinese hamster)
Lineage: Eukaryota; Metazoa; Chordata; Mammalia; Rodentia; Cricetidae
Source: RefSeq, a predicted model, not a curated record